Sphenostylis stenocarpa is the source of this 570-nucleotide messenger RNA. The record is from the annotation of a GenBank genome assembly. Lineage: Eukaryota; Viridiplantae; Streptophyta; Magnoliopsida; Fabales; Fabaceae.
AUGGCUUCUACAGACAAGCCUGCAGACACUGAAUACAGAUCAAGUUUAUCAACUCCAGCUCAGGCAGCUGGUGUUGAUUACUUUAAAUUUGAUGUCAUCCUGAGAUUUUUCUUGUUUGCAGCAUCACUGGUAUCUGUUGUGGUCAUGGUCACUGGUAAUCAAACCAAAUUUCUUCCCUUUCCACGGCCAGCCAAGUUCAGAUACUCACCAGCCCUUGUAUACUUUGUGGCUGCAUUAUCAGUUACUGGCCUUUACAGUAUCAUUACAAUUCUUGCAUCACUCUAUGCCCUUAAAAAUCCAGCCCUUAAAACGAAGUUGCUCCUCCACUUUCUCUUAUGGGAUGCGCUUAUAUUAGGGAUAAUAGCCUCAGCAACAGGCACAGCUGGGAGUGUAGCAUAUCUGGGUUUGAAGGGAAACGACCAUACCGGCUGGGUUAAAAUUUGCAAUGUUUAUGAUAAGUUCUGUAGACAUGUUGGUGCCUCCGUAGCAGUGGCUUUGUUUGGAAGCAUUGUGACAGUCUUGCUCAUUUGGCUUUCAGCUCACAGCAUUCAUAAUCGAGUCCCCAAGUAG